CAGCAGCGUGUCGUCCACCAGGCCAGCAGCACCGUUGUCUACCCGACGUUGACGGCGACGAACUAUUUCGAGUGGGCGCUCAUCAUGAAGGUGAACAUGGAGGCCCAAGGCGUGUGGGACGCUGUCGAGGGUGGCGGGAGCUUUAGCGAGGAUAGGGUGGCGCUAGCGGCAAUUUUGCGAGCCGUGCCACCGGAGAUGCUCUCCACGCUUGCCGUGAAGGCGACGGCAAAGGAGGCAUGGGACGCCAUCAAGACCAUGCGUGUGGGCGAUGAGCGUGUCCGUGAGGCCAAGGCACAAACUCUACUCAAGGAAUUUGAUUCCGUUCGCAUGCGGAGCGGUGAGACGAUCGACGACCUCACCAUGCGCAUGAACGGACUCGCCAACAAGAUUCGCACCCUCGGUGAGACCUUCGAGGAGGUGAAGGUCGUGAAGAAACUUCUUCGGAUCGUGCCGUCCAAGUACACCCAGGUAGCUAUUGCAAUUGAACAGCUUCUUGAUCUUAAAACCAUGUCCAUGGAGGAGCUUGUGGGAAGACUCAAAACGGUGGAGGAUAGGAGCGAUGCGGACGACGGCGUCGACAACAAUGACCAUGGCGGUGGAGGUCAAUUGCUACUCACAGAGGAGGAGUGGCGUUCUCGCUACCGCGGCGGCACCAGCAAGAAGAAGAGUACAUUCGACAUCCGUAAGGUACGAUGCUACAACUGUCAGGAGUAUGGGCAUUUCUCCAAGGAUUGCACGGCACCAAGGAAGGAGCAGGCACAUCUCGCCUUCGCGACCGCCGACUACGAGCCGGCACUGCUGUGAUGGUCCACGAGGAGUUCUAAAUAAAUGACAACAAGAUUAAGGGGGUGAUUGUUGGAGUUAAUCUUGUUGUUUAUAAUUUUAUUAUGUUUAAUUUAGUUUAUUCUGAGUCAUUGAUGCAUUUUAGACUAGAGUGUUAGUGCACGGCGGGAUGAGUCAUGCCAAGUAGUGUGCGUCGCGUGACACCGUGCAUGUGUUGUAACGGUACUAAUGUGCGUAUGUGCCGUUGCAUUAGUGUUAGUCUAAUUUGGGUCAAUUAGUUAAGUUGCACAUUAGGUAAUUUGCAUUGGUACGUAUUAUUUAAGUCAUUUAGAUUAAUGUUAAUUAGUUGCAUGCACAUAUCAUGUACGUACUACUACGUAGUGGGUGAGUGGCAUGAUGGGUUGUAACCACAUACAUGUACGUGGAUUGUUGUGUUUAUAAAUGAAAAUCGGUGAUGAGCCACAAAAAAAAAAAAAAAAAAAAAAAAAAAAACAGAAAACCCAUGCUUUAUUAUUCUUUAUGCACGUACACAUGCUUUGUGCUUAAGAUCAAAAUACUCAGCCUAUUCUUCUUUCCCCGGUGAUCAAUCCCAACAAGCUUCUCCAGUAUUUGUUCCAUUAUACGAUGGGCCUUCCUUUGCCAUGCAAGGAGAUCAAGACAGAGGACCUUUACGGCGAAAAGGAACCCUGGGAGAUCUUCGGAGAUCAGCCGGAGGCGGAGGAGGGAACCGCCGUGAAGUAUUUCUACUCCACGCUCAAGAGGAAGAGGGCCGCCGGAGCGAGGUUUGAGCGAGAAGUGGGGAAGCCGGCGGAGACGACGGGCGAUGGUGAUGAUGACGGGUCAACGACCCGGAAGAAGAAGAGGAUGAAGUCUUCGCGCGGUCAAUGGCACGGCCAAGAUAGUGCCCAACCCGUCAUGGAUGAUGGGAACGGCGGCGCCGCCGCCGCAGUGAUGGGCUUCAAGAGGAGUUUCGUUUACAAGAGAGAAAAGUCGGACCAAAAUGGCCGUUGGCUUCUCAAAGAGUAUUUCCUCAACGAAGUAUUUCCUGAAUUUGCGGGCAAGAAGGACUUCGUUCUUUGUAGGCUCAAGAAGAAGACGAAAAAAUAAUUUAUUAAUUCAAGAAACCAUUAAUUAAUUAUAUUAAUUCAUUGAUCGAUUAAAAGCUCCUUGAUUUGGAUCGUUUAAUUAAAAGCUCUUUUGUUUUAUUUGCAACCAUGUACUCCCUCCCUCCCAAUUUGUUUUGCAAAGUCAACAUUUUUGGUCAACCAAUAAUAAAAGUCAA
Molecule: messenger RNA, 2065 nt
Organism: Cuscuta epithymum
Lineage: Eukaryota; Viridiplantae; Streptophyta; Magnoliopsida; Solanales; Convolvulaceae
Source: the annotation of a GenBank genome assembly